Messenger RNA from Belonocnema kinseyi, 975 nucleotides. RefSeq names its product homeobox protein MSH-D-like. Bases 1 to 975 code for a protein of 324 amino acids. Gene Ontology annotation, biological process: regulation of DNA-templated transcription. Lineage: Eukaryota; Metazoa; Arthropoda; Insecta; Hymenoptera; Cynipidae. The transcript is spliced from 4 exons. The record is from RefSeq and is a predicted model, not a curated record. Gene Ontology annotation, molecular function: DNA binding; DNA-binding transcription factor activity, RNA polymerase II-specific.
AUGGCUAAAUUGAUCGUGACAUCAAAAAUGGAAAUUUGGAAGGAUCAGAAUGAAGGUCACCAAAUGAUCCUUAAUUUCCGGCAGAACAUUGGUCAUCAGGAUGACAGCUUAUCGAAAAGAAAUGAAGAAAAUCGGAAUUUUCAUCCGGAAACUUCGAGUUAUGCGUCGGACUCGAGCAAUGGAAGUGAACAAAUUUUUAGAAGCACGGGGAGUGAUUUGAGAAAAGUUUCUCCUGUAGUGAAUAGUGUGUUUUCGAUAGACAGUAUUUUGGGAAAAGAGGAAACUAAGAAGGAUGAAGUUUUUUCGGAAAAAGAGGGUCUUAGGAAGAUAGAACAUAAUUUUGAGGAAAGGGAGGAUCAGGACGAAGGACAAUUUUUGAAGUCGAUGACUAUUCCGGCAGCUCAUCCUGGAAUCAUUGGUGGAUUUUACACUGCAGGAGGUCCUUGUCCAGAAGGAAUUUUAGCUGAUACUUCCGGAUAUUCGGCAGCAUCUUUAGCAUCGGCAUCACUUCUUUAUGGUGGUUGGGUUGUACCUUCAAAACCUGGUCAACUUUUUGGUUUACAAGCACCAAAAUCUACUGGCAGAAGAUCAAGAAAACCAGGCAUCGAUCGAAAGCCUCGUCAAGCAUAUAGUGCUAAGCAACUAGAAAGGCUUGAAGCUGAAUUUAAAGUGGACAAAUAUCUGAGUGUCAGUAAAAGAAUGGAACUGUCAAAGUGUCUGAACCUGACCGAAGUUCAGAUCAAAACUUGGUUUCAAAAUCGAAGAACAAAAUGGAAAAAGCAGUUGACUUCUAGGCUCAAAAUUGCUCAGAGACAAGGGUUGUUUCCACCCCCAUAUUUUCCUCCAACUCAGUAUCCUUUGCUACCCUACUAUGCCACUCCCCUCAUGUUCAGUGCACAAGCUUCAGAUGAUCAUACAUCUAACAUCUCAAAUUUACAAUCACGAUCCACAAUUGCAUCCUCUGAUAAUCUUUAA